AUGCGUGACAACCCACACCCUUCAACUGCAACUGACCUGGUGAAGGACCCCGAAAUGCCCUCCACAAUUGCCUAUGAUUUCCCUGAUGAGCCCAUCUCCUCUUCUCUUUUCGACUGGUCCGAUUUUCUCGAUUUCGAGCUUGAUGAUAGUAUAAAUCUGUCCUUUGAGCCCUCCGACCCACAACAAAAUAUCCCGCUCCCAGAUUUGGUACUUGAAACUGAAGUCGAACAGGGUCAAAGUCAAGAGACUGGUAUUUCGGGUCGGGUCAGGAAGAGGGACCCGAGGUUGGUUUGCCCGAACUUUUUGGCAGGUCGGAUCCCCUGCGCGUGCCCGGAGCUAGACGAGAAGCUGGAGGCGGAGGAGACUGGCGGGGUCCUCCCAGGGAAGAAACGGGUCCGGUCCGGUAGAGUUUCCGGUGGUGGCGCGCCGGCUCGUUGUCAGGUGCCGGAGUGCAAAGCCGAUAUUAGUGAGCUCAAAGGGUAUCAUAAGAGGCACAGAAUUUGCUUGCGGUGUGCAAAUGCGAGAUCGGUGGUUCUUGACGGGGAGUGCAAGAGAUAUUGUCAGCAGUGUGGAAAGUUUCAUAUUUUGUCAGAUUUUGAUGAGGGAAAACGGAGUUGUCGGAGAAAAUUAGAACGUCACAAUAACAGACGCCGAAGAAAACCCAAUGAUACUAAAGGUAGUUUUGAGACAGAACCAAAACAGGUCGCCUUAGCUGAUAAUGUCAGAGGCGAUGAUGACACUGGGAAAGAUAUGAUUCACUCAAGCAGUCCAAUGCCAGAAAGGGAAAUUUUGAUGGAGUCAGAAGGGCAUGCAUCAAUACUAGGCUUGGCUCUUGGUUCCCAAAAUAACCUGAGUGAUAGUGUAUUAUCUGCAGCUUUUGUUGAAACUCACAAUGAUGAGGAUAAAGAGAACCCAAAAUACACAAACUCCACAUCCAGUCGUGAUAACAAGAGUGUUUUCUCCUCUUUGUGUCCUACUGGUCGAAUCUCCUUCAAGCUCUACGAUUGGAACCCUGCAGUGUUUCCUCAGCAACUUCGACAUCAAGUAUUUGAAUGGUUGGCUAGCAUGCCCGUUGAAUUGGAAGGAUAUAUCCGUCCGGGUUGUACAAUUUUGACUGCUUUUGUUGUAAUGCCAAAGUUUAUGUGGGUUAAGUUAUUGGAGGAGUCUGCUUUACGUAUAAAAGACCUUGUUGUAUCACCUGGAAACAUGUUAUCUGGAAGAGGCACAAUGCUUGUGUAUCUUAAUGACAUGAUAUUUCGUGUUACAAAAGAUGGAGCUUCAGUAGUGAAAGUCAAGGUCAAGGGACAAGCUCCAAAGAUCCAUUAUAUUCAUCCAACAUGCUUUGAGGCUGGAAAGCCUUUAGAGUUUGUUGCCUGUGGAAGUAAUCUACUUCAACCAAAAUUUCGGUUUCUUGUAUCCUUUGCUGGCCGGUACCUGGCAUAUGAUAUUAGCAUUUCAUCGGUUUCUUGCAAGAGUGAAGGGGACAGAAGCAGUUUAGACCAUCAAUUAUUGAAGAUACAUGUCCCUCAAAUUGACCCAGAUAUUUUUGGCCCAGCGUUUAUUGAGGUUGAGAAUCAGUCUGGCUUAUCUAACUUCAUUCCAAUUCUUAUUGGGGACAAACCAAUUUGUGAAGAAAUGGCGAUUAUGCAACAAAAAUUUGACUCUUCUCUUUGCUCCGAUGACCACCAGUUUGCAGCUCCAACAUUGGCAGGUGAAGUUUAUGCCUUAAGGCAGACAGAAUAUUACGAGUUUUUGUUGGAAGUUGCAUGGUUACUCAAGGACCCCAUGUUAGAGCCUCAUUUGACGGCUGCUCAGAUACAAAGAAUCAACUACUUACUGGACUUUUUGAUAGAAAAGGAGUCUACAGUCAUUUUAGACAGAGUACUGUACCACAUGAAAACUGUAACAGAUAAGUAUUUGGUUAUGGGUGUUCCUAAUGCUGAUAUGAUGCUACUUCAGAAGAUUUUGCAUAAUGCGAGAAAUAUACUUCAUCAGAAAUUACAGGAAAAAGACUACACAGUGACGCAUGUGACAGAUGGAAAUGAUUCCAGUCAAACUUCCCAAAAUGAUCUUCCAAUUGAUGUUCAAUUUGCCAAUCAGGGUUCGGAAAAGACGGCGAAGGAUAAGUUGGAGGCCAGAAUAAUUUCGCCCCCUCUUGAAGAAAGUGCAACAGUUCCUCUUUUGAGUCGAGAGGUGGUCACAAACCUAAAUCUAAAGGAAAAGCCGGGAAAGCCAUGCGGUCGCUUAUUUACGAAAACAUUUCUGAUUUCUCGAACUGUUAUCUUUGCAAUUGCUGCUAUUAGUGUUUGUUUUGGAUUUGAGUUCAUUGCACAGGCAUAUCAGCUCUGCUUUCUUGCCAUUGAUCGCCAAGUUGAGUACGAACGCGAACGUGCCUUCCGGGAAAGUGCUUUUAGUGUUUCUUCCAUUGACCUUGAGAAUUUGAAUCAGAUAUGA
Fraxinus pennsylvanica is the source of this 2454-nucleotide messenger RNA. The record is from the annotation of a GenBank genome assembly. Lineage: Eukaryota; Viridiplantae; Streptophyta; Magnoliopsida; Lamiales; Oleaceae.